AGCAGCAGCCAUUAUUCCCUUUACCUUCAACCAUCAUAUUAGCUUUAUUCUAAGCCCACACUGCAUGUCUCCCAGCCAACAUGUUCCCUCUUGAAGCCAUGUUAGGGGGGCGUUUUCAAUGAAUUUUUCCCCUUAGCAGCAUCAGUAGCACAGAGCCAGCCUCCGACCACACUACGCUGUUCCUGCUUGCUCCGUGUUUUUUUUUUUCCUCCAAAGGUUGAGAAGCAAGAUUACGCGCAAGGACAGCAAAUAAACACAACCAAAACAAAGCGCGCCGUCGUUCACCGCGGGGGAUUCCGUGUUCCGUGCAGGAGCAUCUCUGGCAGGCGCUGAUUCGCGUGAAAGGAGCACAAAACAGAGAGCAGGAUGUCAGCCAGAGGAGGAAAGAAGAAGGCCACCAAGCUGUCCCGCUCAUCCCGGGCAGGAGUCAUCUUCCCUGUGGGGAGGAUGAUGAGGUACCUGCGUACCGGCACGCACAAAUACCGCAUCGGUAUGGGGGCGCCAGUCUACAUGGCAGCAGUCAUUGAGUACCUGGCAGCUGAGAUCCUGGAGCUGGCAGGAAACGCAGCACGGGACAACAAGAAAGGCAGAAUCACCCCCAGGCACAUCAAGCUCGCUGUGGCCAACGACGAGGAGCUCAACCAGCUGCUGCGGGGGGUAACCAUAUCGAACGGGGGCGUUCUCCCUCGGAUCCACCCGGAGCUGCUCUCCAAGAAGAGGGGAAGCCGGGUGAAGGUGGACAGCCAGGCGUCGGUCCCAGAGAAAGAGGAACGCUCCAAGAGCAAGAAGCCCGUCAAAUCCUUCAAAAAGGUUAAAGGCAAAAGAGGCCGCAAGCCAAAGAGCGCAGACGGCGAGUCCGUUCCAAACUCCACGGUGGAAGACGGUCCAGGAGAAGGGUUCACCAUCCUGUCAGCAAAGAGCCUGUUCCUGGGACAGAAGCUUUCACUAACAGAGAGCGAAAUCGGCAAAAUCGGAUCCAUCAAGGUGGAGGGGAUAAUCAACCCCACGAACGCAGAGAUGGACCUGAAGGACGGAGUGGGUAACGCUCUGGAGAAGGCUGGAGGCCGGGAGUUCCUGGAUGCAGUCAAGGAGCUACGGAAAGCACAGGGGCCUCUGGAGGUGGCAUCAGUGGCGGUGAGCCAGGCGAACGGGAUGGCGGCCCGCUUCAUCAUCCACUGUAACGUCCCUCAGUGGGGCUCAGAGAAGUGCGAGGACCAGCUGGAGAAGACGGUGAAGAACUGCCUCUCUGCAGCCGAGGAGAAGAAACUCAAGUCUGUGGCUUUCCCUUCACUUCCUGCUGGACGGAACGGCUUCCCAAAGCAAACAGCUGCCCAGCUCAUCCUCAAGGCCAUCUCCAACCAUUUUGUGUCGUCCACCAGCUCCUCUCUGAAGAACAUUUACUUUGUGUUGUUUGACAGCGAGAGCAUCGGGAUUUACCUUCAGGAAAUGGCCAAGCUGGACACCAAGUGAGGAUCCUGCUGUCCCCGUUUGUUUUUCUAACUGUUGUUUGUCUCUGCAGGUGUAGAUAGCUGAUGAUAUGACAGUAGGAGUUUUUCAUGUGGAAUCUGUUUUUUGCUUUAAGAGGAAAAAAAAAAAUAUUUGUGAGUGGAGUGUUGUCACAUUUCUGUUCCACUGUCCCUUCAGAAUAAAUCAGUUCUUUUAGAUUAGAGGAUGUCGACCCGUACAGUUUGCUUUAUGGCUCCUGGUUUCAUCGAUGUUUUUACAUUCCAUGUACAAAUAUAAGCGUUUUUUUCCUGCCUCUGUAGUUUCUGAUACAGUUAGUUUACUAAAAAAGUGUGGUUCUCAUUCUGCUUUGAAAUAAAAACUCAGAUGUUUUACACCAGAGAUCCG
This is a messenger RNA of Notolabrus celidotus (New Zealand spotty), 1851 nucleotides long. RefSeq names its product core histone macro-H2A.2. Gene Ontology annotation, molecular function: DNA binding; structural constituent of chromatin; protein heterodimerization activity. Lineage: Eukaryota; Metazoa; Chordata; Actinopteri; Labriformes; Labridae. Gene Ontology annotation, cellular component: nucleosome. The record is from RefSeq and is a predicted model, not a curated record. Gene Ontology annotation, biological process: nucleosome assembly. The transcript is spliced from 9 exons. Bases 367 to 1470 code for a protein of 367 amino acids.